AUGAUAGUUCUCACCGCUGCCUGCAAGGCAAAUCAUGCUCUUGUGCUCCCGGCUGUAUUACUUGCCGAAUAUGCAAGUCAAGUCGGCUCCGGGACUCCAAUAUCGAUCAUAUAUGAAGAGGCGGCUGAGUCACUGGGCCCGGCCAAAGAGUACCUCAAACUCGCUGUGGAAGAGGGAGUAUACCUUUAUGAUCAUGCUGCCUUUGAUUACCUGCGGGAUAAUCUCCCGUCUUCUAAAGUCGGCAACCAGGAUCAGGUAUCCGAGUGGAUUUCCCGGUCUCUAGAUUUGACAGUGGGUGACUUCAAGUCCAUAGAGCAACCCCUCAGAGAACUCGAUAGUCACCUUACGCUUCGCUCCUUUGUUGUCGGAUACUCGCUUACUCUCGCCGACCUCGUGGUAUGGGGAACUAUACGUGGAAACAAAGUAUCAAUGUCUACAAUUAAACGGCAAGGUGGGAACAUACUUCGAUGGUUUUCUCUCAUCGAGCUGGCAAAUCCCUGGAUCAAUCAGGUUGUCCUCGACUUGGAGGCUCCUGCUCGCAAGAAACGAGCUGCUGGUAGCGCUGCUGGUGCAAGCUACGACAUUGGAUUAGGCGAGGGAAGCAUCGUCACCAGAUUCCCGCCAGAACCUUCUGGGUAUCUUCAUAUUGGUCAUGCGAAAGCCGCCUUACUUAACGACUUUUUUGCCCAUAAACAGGCUGGUGGGGUUUUGAUAUGUCGUUUUGAUGACACGAACCCGUCAAAGGAAACAGCUGAAUUCCAGGAUUCCAUUCUCCGCGACCUUGAAUUGCUCGGUAUCAUACCGGAUAGAGUAUCAUACUCUAGCGACCACUUUGAUCUUAUGUUUGAACUAUGUACCAAACUAAUUUCCCGUGGCGGAGCAUACGCUGAUAAUACCGAGAAAGAAUCUAUGAACCAGGAGAGAUGGAAUGGAAUAUCCAGUAAGUGCCGAGAGCUUAGUGUGGACGAGAGCCUUGCACGUCUCGCACAAAUGAAGUCAGGCUCUCCGGAAGGGCUGGAGUGGUGUAUCCGAGCGAAAAUCUCAGUGGAUGAUCCCAAUAAAGCACUUCGUGACCCAGUUAUAUAUCGAUGCAACCCCCAACCACACCAUAGGACUGGUGAUACCUGGAAGGUGUACCCUACCUACGACUUCUGUGCGCCAGUCCUGGAUUCUGUUGAGGGGAUAACUUACGCCCUUCGAACCAACGAGUAUAGGGAUAGGAACCCUCAGUAUACAUGGAUACAGCAGGCGCUAGGUCUUCGUGAAGUUACCAUCUGGGACUUUGCUCGAAUGAAUUUUAUACGAACAGUUCUAUCAAAGAGAAAGCUUGCAUUGUUGGUUGAGAAGAAGGUGGUCUGGGGCUGGGAUGACCCGAGGAUGCCAACCAUCCGCGGCAUUAGGAGAAGAGGGAUGACAAUCCCUGCUCUCCGUGAAUUUAUUCUAAAGCAAGGGCCAAGCAGAAACAUUAUCAAUCUUGAUUGGACAUCGAUAUGGGCAAUCAACAAGAGAUUUAUCGAUCCUAUUGCCCCUCGCUUCACGGCAGUGAUGAAGGAGAAUAUGGUCCUCGCCAAAAUCCAUGGUGCUAAGGCUGAAAUUCAAGUUGAGCAGAAGCCGAGACACCCGAAGAACCCUGAGCUCGGGAUGAAGAGUAUUACCUACAGUAGUAAUAUUUACCUUGAUCAGGAAGAUGCAGAGUCAUUCUUACCCAACGAGGAAAUCACUCUGAUGACAUGGGGUAAUGCGGUUGUUCGUGAGAUUGUCAAAGAUGAUGAAACACAGCAAAUCGCUCACAUUGAGCUAGACCUUCAUUUGGCUGGAGAUGUCAAGAAGACGAGCAAGAAGAUAUCCUGGCUAUCCAAAGAUCAAGACCUUGUGCCUGUUGAGUUGGUCGACUUUGAUCACCUCAUUACGAAAGAUAAGUUGGAGAAGGAAGAUGAUAUCAUGUCAUUUGUUAAUUGGAAAUCCGAGUUCCGCUCAUAUGCCUGGGCCGAUGCCGCCGCAAACGAGCUCCGAGAGCACGACAUUAUUCAGCUUGAGCGCAAGGGGUAUUAUCGGGUUGACCGUGGAUUCUCCGGCGAGCAGCCUCUCAUCCUUUUCUCCAUUCCAACUGGAAAGACUCUCUGA
This is a messenger RNA of Arthroderma uncinatum, 2124 nucleotides long. RefSeq lists its product as uncharacterized. Lineage: Eukaryota; Fungi; Ascomycota; Eurotiomycetes; Onygenales; Arthrodermataceae. The coding region runs from base 1 to 2124 and encodes 707 amino acids. Gene Ontology annotation, molecular function: ATP binding; glutamate-tRNA ligase activity. Gene Ontology annotation, biological process: translation; glutamyl-tRNA aminoacylation. The record is from RefSeq and is a predicted model, not a curated record. The transcript has 2 exons. Gene Ontology annotation, cellular component: cytosol; cytoplasm; methionyl glutamyl tRNA synthetase complex.